GGAAAAAUAACAAAAUACAUGAAAUAGUCGAAAACAAAAUACAAAUUAUACAGAAAACCGAAGCUUCUCUCUUCUCAAUUGCUCCUUCCCGAUCGAAAAUUGCAUCUGAAGGUUUGUUUCUGCACAUUGGAAUUGACAAUCGGUAUUGCGUGAUGAUGCGAUACAAGAAAGGGAAUUUGGUGGAAGUCUUGAAUGAAAACGAGUUACCCUCAGGCUCUUGGCGUUGUGCGGAGAUUGUCAGGGGCAACGAAGAGAAUUAUAUUGUCAGAUACAGUACGAGUGAUAUAUCAGAAGCGGUUGUGGAAAGGGUGUCUAGGAAGUUAAUUAGGCCUUGCCCCCCUCUAGUUGAAUUUUCAGAGAACUUGAUGCCUGGGGAUGUGGUUGAGGUGUUUCUCAGCUUCACAUGGAAAAUGGCAACAGUGUCUAAGGUGAUAGGGAAGGACCACGUUUUAGUCCGGUUGGUUGGAUCCGCAAAUGGAUUCAAAGUUAAGAAAUGUAACAUUCGCGUGAGACAGUCAUGGAAGGAUGGUCAGUGGGCCAUAGUUGGAAAGGGUCCGGCUCAGAAGUACAAUAGGAUUUCAGGCUUCCAAUCCAUGGGAACAAAACCAAGAAUAGGUUUCCCUGGAAAACAAGACCAUGCACUUAAUAAUGAUGUGAAAUUUCAUGAAUCUUAUAUUGGUAAGUCGAGAACUUUAAAGAGAGGACUACCAUAUUGUGAUUCUCAGACAGAAGCUAAUAAUGUGAUUGCCCAGAAAUAUAGAGUGAUUGAGAAGGAGGGUGGACGGUGUCGAGGGAUUGCUGCACAUUAUUCUCCAUUACAUGGAAAGGUAGGCAACAACCCUUUAACUGGAAAAGUGCUGGUUGAAAAGGAAAGACAUUUUAUUGAAAACCAUAGAAGUAGUCUUUUUGAAUUGGAUGUGGAGAGGACAAAAGCAAUUGAGGUGGUGUCACAUGCAAUGCCAAUAGAAUCUAAUGAUGCUGACAGUAUCUCUAGCUCUGUUGGUAGUUGUAGCAUUGCUAGCAACAAUAUGUCUACAUCACAUUGCAAGUUGUUAGUAGGUUUUGCAGACGACAUUCAAGAACACUCAAGUGAUGCUGAAUCGGUGCAAGAGUCAUGCAACCGCCAAGGAAACUGUUUCCCUGCCUCCAGAGAGUUGGCCACAGAAAUCCAUAGGUUAGAGUUGUAUGCAUAUCGUGCUACUAUGGAGGCGCUGUAUGCUUCAGGACCUUUAAGUUGGGAACAGGAAACAUUGAUUACAAAUCUUCGCAUUUAUCUCAAUAUAUCAAAUGAUGAGCAUUUGUUGGAGUUAAGGAAUUUAAUAUCUAAUGCAUCAAGCUUUUCCAUUAGCUGACAGAGAACUGGCAUUUAUGAAUUUGUCUUUUAUGAUCCUUCUGUAAGAAUCCUUUUUUUUUUUUUUUUUUUUUUGCAGUUAGAUGGCUUUUGAUCAAUGUAAAAAAGCAAAAUGAAAUAUGGUUUACUCUUAGCUAUACUUUCUGUUUAUAAAAUUGAGCCUAUUCUAGAUUCAGUUAGUUAUGUAAGAACUUUUUAAGCAUUGUAGAAUUUCUCUUACUAUCUCUAUUUCUAUGAAAGUUUAGAAUGCACAUUAUAUCUUCAGUGUUUCCUUGAGUAUUUUCUGUCCUCUACAUAUAUACAUUUUGCUCUGUACUGGCUAGUUUGGUUCCCUGUCAUACAUAAGAGAAGUUAAGUUAUUCCAUUUGCAUGAAUUCAACUUUCUUCUAUCCUGUAAGGAACUUUUAGAACCCUAUGUGCACGAUUGGCAGCGUACAGUUUCAUGAUAUUGUUGGUGCUUCCUCUGUAUUUUCCAGGCCCAGAGUUUAUGGCCUGCAAUUCUGCUACCAAAUUCCUGGGUGAUGCUGGGAUUUGCCUCUUUUCUCUUCAUGUAGAUGAUCUGGCAAUGUCAGCAUCAGAUCGACAGAUCCACUAGGAAGGAAAUAGCAGUAGCUAUCCGUGUUACUGACAAUGUAACAUGAUUGCUGGAUUGAUUCUGUGGCUCUAUGAAGCAGAAAUACCUUGCUGAAAUAUUGGGGAUUGGUUUCAUCACUGUUCCAUGGCUGGAUUGGUAUGAUGAGAUUGCACUGCACUUGUUUUUGCAAGGAUGGACUUGGUAUACACCUUCUUGGCUCGCACAUCACAAUUUUGGCAUAUGGUUUCUGAUUUUUUCUGAUUAUACAUUCCAGGUCGAUGAAUGAUUGCAUAUUCUUCGAGGCCAUGCCUAUCUUGAGAGGUUGACUCGUUGAUAAGCAAGCAUUGACAUGUAAGCUACUGUCAUGCAAUUUUGGGUUAUGGUUUCUGAUUAUUUCCAAUUACAUUUCCAGGUUGAUGAUGAUUGCAUUAAGCAAGCAUAGACUUGUAAAUCUAGUCUAGCAAUUUGGUUCUUCGAGGCCAUGCCUAUCUCGAGAGGUUGGGUCGUUGAUAAGCAAGCAUUGACUUGUAAGACCGUCAUCUAUCGUAAGAUGGCCAUGGCAAAUGCAACUAGAAAAUGUCAUGUCCUUUCCGCUUUUACCAGUGUAAAGAGGAUUUUGGACAGGCUAAAUGGAGAAUUCAACAUAUAAGUUGUACAUGAUUUUGGUUCUAUUAAAUUCUUAGGAAAUCAUCUUUGUAUGAUUGGCAAAACCAUGUGAGUAUGCCUCCUAUCUCAUGGAAUGACCAAGUGUAUAUAAGUAAAUCUAGGCUUGGCUUGUGAUGAUUUCAUGAUCUAAA
Molecule: messenger RNA, 2722 nt
Organism: Ipomoea triloba (trilobed morning glory)
Lineage: Eukaryota; Viridiplantae; Streptophyta; Magnoliopsida; Solanales; Convolvulaceae
Exons: 4
Coding region: 153-1352 (399 amino acids)
Source: RefSeq, a predicted model, not a curated record